Messenger RNA from Erythranthe guttata (spotted monkey flower), 1391 nucleotides. Its product is annotated as putative FBD-associated F-box protein At5g56440. Lineage: Eukaryota; Viridiplantae; Streptophyta; Magnoliopsida; Lamiales; Phrymaceae. The record is from RefSeq and is a predicted model, not a curated record. Gene Ontology annotation, molecular function: protein binding.
GAUAAACUAUUAUUUAUUUCAUUGAGAAUUAAUUUAUCGAGGUCGUACUGUAAUAUUCGAAAUCACUGGUUAUGGAGGAACAACAACACAAAAGAAUUCGGCACGGGGAGCAAACUCCGAACUCGGUCGAUAGACUCAGCGAUUUGCCGGACUCAGUCCUCUGUCACAUCCUCUCUUUUCUCCAGACGAAGAUCUCCGUUGCAACAAGUAUUCUUGCUAGAAGAUGGAGGUUUCUCUGGUGUUACGUCCCCAAUUUACAUUUCCAUCACGCCAAUGAGGACUGCAUCAACAGCGUUUUCCUUCUACAUAAAUUGCAAACUAUCAACACCUUCCGAUUUACCGAUUUCCGGGAUGAAAACGAUCGAGUCGAGAAAUGUAUUACGUUCGCAAUCGAGCGCAACGUGAAAAAUAUCGAUAUCUUUCUGUGCAUGGCCAAUUUGCCUCGAUGCAUCUACACAUGCAAAACCCUAGUUGAUCUGACGAUCAAUAGCAUUGAUUUACUCCCCGAGAGCGGCCCCGUGUUCCUUCCUCUCCUCAAGAAGCUUCAUUUAUUCUACGUUCACCAGAACGGAUACGAUACCCUUCUUUCCGGAUGCCCGGUUCUCGAGGAGUUGCUAAUCCACUCGUACACCGAUUACGCGUCUUUUAAGAUAUCUUCUCCCACAAUCAAAAGGCUCUUGAUUGAUCUUCAUUCCGCGGGUGGAGAAUCUAGCAACGAAUCCAAUUUCGACUACAAACGUUGCUACUACAAGUUGGAGAUAAAUACCCCCGCCCUUGUUUACCUUUAUUUGGCUGACAACUCUGGCCAGCAUAUCAAAUGUGGGCCGCUAAACUCCUUAAUCGAAGCAAAUAUCGAAGCAAAUAUCGAUAUUGACGGUUAUAUAGAUGACGUUGUUUAUGCUCGAUAUUUGGUGGAAUUUAUUGAUAGGCUCCGUAACGCCAAGUUCCUAAAGUUGAAUUUAUCGCAUUAUACGAAGUAUAUUCAAUCAGCACUUUGUGCGAGGACGAUGAGUUUUCGUAACUUGGUCAAACUCGAGUUCACUAGUGAAUGCCUUUUUUCCUUGAAGUUCCUCGAAGAUGCUGAUAAUCUCGAAAUCCUUAUUCUCGAAGAGGUUCAUAAACAAAGAGCGAUCACGGGCUGUAUGGAACCCGAACAAGUGCCAACAUGCCGAUUAUCGCGUCUUAGAACUACAAAGCUCGUUGGCAUCAAAGGUAAUUUGUACGAGUUAGAAAUUAUAAGGUAUCUUUUGAGGAAUGCGAAAGUCAUGGAGAAGAUGGAAAUAGUAUAUUCCCGUUGCCUUCUUCGUAACCAAAAGAAUAAUAUGAUCGAGGAAAUCUCGACAUUUCAACGAGGUUCCAGUGUAUGCGAAGUUCGAUAUUUGCAGGGGUAG